Messenger RNA from Helianthus annuus (common sunflower), 2046 nucleotides. Its product is annotated as trigger factor-like protein TIG, Chloroplastic. NCBI's taxonomy places the organism in Eukaryota, Viridiplantae, Streptophyta, Magnoliopsida, Asterales, Asteraceae. The record is from RefSeq and is a predicted model, not a curated record. Bases 180 to 1763 code for a protein of 527 amino acids. Gene Ontology annotation, molecular function: ribosome binding; protein folding chaperone; peptidyl-prolyl cis-trans isomerase activity. Gene Ontology annotation, biological process: protein unfolding; 'de novo' cotranslational protein folding; protein transport. The transcript is spliced from 13 exons.
UUCUAAAACAUAACCGGUACCGCUAGUGCCCAACUCCUUUGAAACAAAGUAAAAACAAAGAAAAAGAAAGUAAAAACAAAGAAGAUUGGUAGGGGAAAAAAAACCGAUAACCAUAUUUUAGUAUCCUAUCCAUUGACCUAUCUAUCUUCAACAAACCUUGAAACAACCUUUGUGCACCAAUGGCGUUCUGCACUUCAUCUUCUCCAACAUCAUUCCACUUAAAACCCUUCACCAUUUCUCCCCCAAUCUCUUUACCAAACUCCUUCAAACCCACCACCCGUUUCCCUUCUCGCACCCAUCAUCAGUUAUCUUUAUCUCAUUCUCCAAGGAAGCUAUCAAUCUGUGCAAGAGCUGCAGCCGCACCACCGGUUACCGAAACCGUAAAAGACCCGCUGCCGGCGGACCUUGUUGUUGAAGAAACCCAAGAACCGAAUUGCAGGAUUCGGUUGAGCGUAGAAGUUCCACCUAUCGUAUGCGACGAUUGUUACAAAAGGGUUAUAAAUGAGUUCAUGAAGAAGGCAAAGGUUCCAGGAUUUCGUCCCGGAAAGAAGGUUCCAGAAAGCAUUCUCGUAAGUUAUAUCGGGAAGGACAAUGUUAAAAAGGCGGCUGUUGAAGCUAUUUUAAAGAGAACUCUUCCACAUGCCAUGUCAUCAAUAGAGUCGCGGGCUUUGAAGGACUCGAUCCGCAUUACGAGCACAUUUGCAGAGAUGGAAAAAAUCUAUUCUUCUUCGAACACCCUAAGGUAUGAUAUUAUCGUGGAUGUAGCACCUGAAGUGAAAUGGGUCCCAGAGGAUGGCUACAAGAAUUUGAAGGUUGUGGUUGAGCUUGACAAUGAAAUAGAGGCAAAAACAGCAGCUGAACGAGAAUUAAAGCGUCGUUACAAGGCUCUAAGUAUAAUGAGAAUCGUCACAAAUAGAGGACUACAGAUAGGUGAUGUAACGGUCCUAGAUAUAUCGGCAACAACAGUGGAACAAGACGGAGCAGAAGCAAAAAACGUUCCAGCUGCAGAGAGUAAAGGUUUCCAAUUUGAUACAGAAGACGGAGAUCGAGUUGUUCCCGGUUUUCUCGACGCAAUAAUCGGAAUUCAAGGAGGUGAAACAAAAACUUUCCCGCUCGUGUUUCCAGAUACGUGGAAACAAGAAGAUUUACGCGGUCUACCAUGUCAAUUUACGGUUGAAUGUAAAGAACUAUUUUAUCGAGAAUUACCAGAAAUGAAUGAUGCCAUUGCUGAUAAGCUUUUUCCUGGCUGCACCACAAUCGACCAGGUUAAGGAGUCCUUGUUGGAGAGAUGUAUAGAACUGGAGCAAACAGCUAAAGAUCAAGCAACCGACAACGCAAUUCUUGACCAGCUUCGACAGAUGGUUCAAGUUGAAAUUCCUCAAACGCUGUUUGAAGAACAAGGCAGGCAGCUUUACGGAGCCAAACUACUACAAAUACAGGCAAACAUGAAACUGAAUGAAGAGCAAAUAGCAACGCUUUCAAGCCCCAAAGCCGUAAGAGAAUACUUGGAAAACCAGAGGGAGAAUAUAGAAAAUAUUAUCAAGCAGAAUCUUGCUGUUGGAGACAUCUUUAAACGUGAAAAUCUGCAGGUUUCAACUGAUGAGAUUGUGAAAGAGGUUGAGAGCUCGGUUGCAGAGUUCAAAAAACACAAGCAGGAUUAUGAUGAGGAAAGCAUUCAAGAGCAGGUGCAAGAGGUAUUAGAGGGAGCAAAAGUGCUUGAAUGGUUGAGAGAACAAGCGGAUAUUAAGUAUGUAACCGAAUGAAGAAACAACAGCAGCCAAACAAAUAUUUUUGGUCACAGGUACAUCUAUCUGAUCAAGCUUUGGAGGCAAGUGUAGCUUAGCUAGAAUGUCGGUAAAUGAACAAGAACCUUUGUAGCAGAGAAGAUAAAUAAAUAAGUAUAUUACUUGGCACCCGAAGAUUUUUUCGUUGUAAUUUCUGAAAAAAACAUCUAAACGGCUAGUUUUGUAUAUGUAUCUGUAAUGUAUUUUUUUUCAAACAACCUUAAAAACUAAGUUCUUCUUCUAAACCAUUGCGUACUAAGAA